This is a messenger RNA of Cyprinus carpio (common carp), 4177 nucleotides long. RefSeq names its product beta-1,4 N-acetylgalactosaminyltransferase 1-like. The record is from RefSeq and is a predicted model, not a curated record. NCBI's taxonomy places the organism in Eukaryota, Metazoa, Chordata, Actinopteri, Cypriniformes, Cyprinidae. Gene Ontology annotation, molecular function: hexosyltransferase activity. Gene Ontology annotation, biological process: ganglioside biosynthetic process. Gene Ontology annotation, cellular component: Golgi membrane.
UUUCAGCGCGCCGCAGCCCUCCAUCGCUAUCGCACAGAAGGGGUAGCCCGACUCCUCUCCGCUCUCCUCCAUUCUCCAUCGGAUUUUCUCCAUUUAUCAGCUGUUCGCGUUCACAUGACAAGCGCGCCGGGGGUAUUUUAAGGGUAGGGGAUCCCUCUUGGUGGCGACAUUACAGCAGAUGGAGAGAGCCCUCCAUCAGCCUCCUCAGCUACUGUCAGUCACAUCAAGAUUGAGCUAAUCAGUACCAUGGACCUUUAGGAGCAGUAAUGGCAACUUGCUGUACCUCUCGCUCUGAUUGGAUAGACUUGUAGCAUGCGUUCCCUACGUAAGACUGUGCUGUUAGCUCUGGUAGCAUCAGUGGUGCUGGUUUUGGCAGUGCUACAUUCCUGGCCCACUCGGGUCUACAACACUGUGGAUGUACGGUACAGACCGGGUCCUGGAGCUGAGCGGCUGCUGGAGGAGAGACUUCCUGAACCGGAUCCCAGCACUAGCACCAUCCCUUACAGAGUGAGGGAGAGUGUGGCCAGGCUUUUGGCUCGCAACGGGUGUGUUUGUGAAGGAGAGAGCAGAGGGGUCAACCUGCCCUUUGCUCAGCUCUUGUUCCCUAGAGUGUCUGCCCAUCCCCUUCACACUGCCUUCCAGGCCUCCCAGCUCAAUGAGAUGAAGAAACGGCGUGCCAAAGAGUAUCAGAGCUUCCAAAUGAGGUCGGAGACCCCUGCUGAUCUGCUGAUUGUAGCUGAAGCUAACAACCCUCUGCAGUACCCAACACAAGGUGUGGAGGUUCGGCCUCUUAAAACUAUCCUUAUACCAGGUUUGGCCUUAAAAGAGCUGCCCCGAGAUGUAUAUACUCUGAACUUUUCAGCAUCGCUGGGCACAUUUAAUGUGGCAGCAGAGGUGGAGGGGGUAAAGGUCAGGGGUGAUGGCGAGAUGCACAUGACCCUGAGCAGUACCCUUUUGCCCAUUCUGAAUCGACAGCUCCAGUUUAUCACAUAUACUAACACACUGUUCCACCCCAGCACAGCUGACACAGUGCAGUUAGACACAGAAGGACAUCAAGCUCUUUUUACCAUCAAGAUCCGUCAUGGAGUAACACCCAAACUCUACAACACAGGCUCUGAUGCAGAUAAAGAGUACAACAUCAGUGCUCUCGUGACCAUAGCAACUAAAACCUUCCUGCGCUAUGACAAGCUCCAAGAUUUAAUUAACAGCAUACGACAGUACUAUCCAACAGUUACAAUAGUGAUAGCAGAUGACAGUGAGCACCCUAAAACAGUAUCAGGCCCUUAUAUCGAACAUUACAUCAUGCCCUUUGGAAAGGGCUGGUUUGCUGGUCGUAAUCUGGCAGUCUCACAGGUUACUACCAAGUAUGUACUGUGGGUGGAUGAUGACUUUAUCUUUACUGCCAACACAAAGCUGGAGAAGCUGGUGGAUGUCCUGGAGAAAACCACACUUGACCUGGUUGGAGGAGCAGUGCGUGAAGCCACAGGCUACACUGCCACCUACAGGCAGACGAUCUCAAUUGAAGCUGGAGAGGAAGACGGGGACUGUCUGCACAUGCGGCGAGGCUUCCAUCACAUCAUCCAGGGCUUUCCUCACUGUGUUGUCACUGAUGGAGUCAUCAAUUUCUUUCUUGCCAGGACAGAUAAAGUGCAGCAGGUGGGCUUUGACCCCCGACUAGCCCGUGUUGCGCAUUUGGAGUUUUUUAUUGAUGGCCUCGGCUCCCUGCAUGUUGGGUCUUGUGAUGAUGUCAUCGUGAACCACGCCACCAAGAUCAAGCUGCCGUGGGGCCAGUCUGAAAGCGACAAAACUUACGCAAAGUUCCGUUACCCUCCUGCUUCAUCUGAUGCGACACACACCAAAAAUGGCCUCUUGUACUUCAAAAACCGCUUUCAGUGUCUAACACACAACUGAACACUCCCUGACUAUGCCUUCUUCCCUUUCUCUCAUCCUCCCUCAAACAAACACUCUCUCCCUGAGUAGCUAAAGGGGCUUGUGAAGACACUGGAAGUGUGCUGUGGAUGUACUGUAUAUGGUCCCAUGUGAGUAUAGAGGAAUCCAAAUAGGCCUCUUUUUUUUGGAAAGGAUCACAAUGUGAUAAAACAUGACUGACGGAUGAGAUGCGCAGUGAUGGCUAAUUAAGAUUUUUUUGAUACUUGAAGAUGUCGUAUUUUUGUGUCUCCUUUAGCUUUAUUUUUGUUCAGAAGAAUUCUUCAGAUACAGUUCAAACCAUUCUGUAAAUUAUGCACAGGCGUCUUUUUCUCUUCAGCCAAUCAUGUUUCAGUAUCACAUUUAAAGGGAUAGUGAGACUAAAAAUGAAUUCUGUCAUCAUUUACUCACGCGGAUGUUGUUUCAGACUUAUUAAGGAGAUGUUUAAGAAUUGUCAUUUUUGAGUGAACUAGUCCUUUAACUGAUGAGAAUACAGAAGAAGUUUCUUUUGCAACUGAAGAACGAAGAGAAGACUGUGGAGGUAAACAUUUUUAACUGAGACAUUUAGAAUUUUUAAAUCCAGUUAAAGGGAGACACCUUCUUUGGGACAUUCACAUUCAGCUCCCUGCCUGGCAUUAAUCGUGUGUGUACUUGUUUUUGUGUGUCUGUGUGUGUUUUAUUGAGGGUCAUCUCUCUGUACGUUUGCACUAAAACAAAUGGACUUCAAUUGGAGAGACCCGACCCUCUGCAUCACUAAAAGAAGGAACAGACUGAACAUCAUUAGCAAGCUAAAACCACAGACAAUCCAACAUAUCACUUUCAUUCUCUCUCUCUCUCUCUCUCUCUCUCCCUCCCACAAACACACUCCAACAGAUUUCUCAGUGAGAGAUGGAGGGAUGAUUCAUUGUACAUCACUAAAAUCUGAAUUUGAUAUGUUUCUGUUCUAAAGAGUGACUGUGCCAAAGGCUUAAUCACUGUCCUGGUAUGACUUGUUUAUUGUUUGUAUUUGAUUUUUAUUUCCUUUAUUCUGGGGUCUUUUUAAAAUUAUGUCCUAUUAUACUGAAGCAUGCAGCCUGGUUUCAAUAGCAGCCAGAUGUGAAGCAGCAAUGUCCAAUGCUGCAUUUUAUAAAUUUAGUUAGCAUUCACACAUCAUAAGCAUAUAUUCCAAAAGCACUUACUGUUUUAUUUAUAUAUUAUACUUUUAUUUAUUUAUUUAUUUUUUAUUUGAGCUGGAUUUCAUCCAAAGCCAGUUUUGGGGGGAGAAGUCCAGUCAGUGGCUUUUGCUAUGCAGAAUGGCUGAGAUAACUAACCUUACUAAAAUAAAAUUAAAAAAGCAACAUUAAUAGACUUUUCAGAGUAGAUGGCACAAAAAAAUAUUAUCAAAUAAAAUGGUUAAUAAAAUUUUAGGCUAUAUUUACAGCAGCAGUCACAAAUAUGGACACAUGAUACUUUAUUCAUUCUAAUUAUUUCCCACAUAUUAUAAAUUUUGUGAUGAAAAUGUCAAAUCUAAAAAAAAAAUCAAAAUUUAAUUCUGUACUCUAGCUUCUUUAAAGUAGUCAAAUUCUGCCCAGUAAUCCAUUAAAAACUAAUUGUUCAAACCUUUCUAUAUUUGAUAGAAAAAAAAAUAAAAAAAAAAAUGACCUGGACUGCAGCCAACUUCUGUAGAGUAAAAGCAUGUAAGAAGCCAAUUGCUGUCUAAUCCAAUGUACAGUACAGCAUCCUUGGGCAUAAUUUGAGUUAUUUUCGUCUGCAUAUUGUUUGUUUUAUGUGUGUGUGAGAGAGAGCGAUAAGUGUUUUUUAAACUAAAUUAAGUGGGCUUUACAUUGUCGCUCAUGAACAGCAUGAGGCCCUAAUGACUUUUUGCUGCAUUAUCCAUUGAACCACAAAUUCUUCAAAUAAUGUUCAACAUUAUGGCCUUGUCAAAGUGUGUGUGAGUAUGUGAUAGUUUUCCCCUACCUUUCUGUUACAUCCCGUCUAAAAAUGGUGCCAUAUAGGAGAAAAUAAGUGCAAGACUGUCCAGGAAGCCUUAAAAGAGGUUAAGGAAGUGAAAGAACACUUCAGUAUAAAAAGCACAGGUUAAAUAUAACAAGAAAUGGUGUAAAACAGAAUUGAAAACUAACUCUUGUGCACUUGUUUUGUAUCUUGUAUGCCAUGUGAUGCCCCUCAAGCAGAAAAAAAUGUAUAAAAUCCUUUUAAAUUGUUUUUUAUCGCUCCCUACCAGUCACUGAGCUUGUUUUAGUCCUGAAAAAGA